This is a messenger RNA of Nothobranchius furzeri (turquoise killifish), 5979 nucleotides long. RefSeq names its product ubiquitin protein ligase E3 component n-recognin 2 (gene ubr2). The record is from RefSeq and is a predicted model, not a curated record. Gene Ontology annotation, molecular function: ubiquitin protein ligase activity; zinc ion binding. Gene Ontology annotation, biological process: ubiquitin-dependent protein catabolic process via the N-end rule pathway. NCBI's taxonomy places the organism in Eukaryota, Metazoa, Chordata, Actinopteri, Cyprinodontiformes, Nothobranchiidae.
CCUAUUGUAAUGGUUUCCGGUUCCGGUGUCUUCUCCAGUAAGGCAGAAGGAAAGAUGGCGGCGGCAGAGUCCGACAGAAAUGCAUCGUCCGCUCUGUGUACCGAAUUCGUGAACUUCUCCGCCAGGGACACCGCCUCGCGGUGGCUGGCAGCAAACAACCUUCAGCAGGAGGUGUAUCAUCACCUGGCUGAAUAUGUACCCAGAAUCUUGUGCUUGGGGCUGAGUGGUGGCAGCCGGGAGGAACAAAGAGAGGAGCUAGCCUGUCAGUUGCUCCUCUUUGCUCCUUUGGAGUGGCUCCUGUUGGGGGAGGAUCCAUCAACGGGUUUGGUCCCUCUGCAGAAGAAAAACUUGUCCUCACCACUGUGUGGCCAUGUCUUUAAGGUGGGGGAGCCCACCUACUCCUGCAGGGAGUGUGCUGCAGACCCAACAUGUGUUCUGUGUAUGCAGUGUUUCCUGAGCAGUAUGCACAAAGACCAUCGCUACAGAAUGACUACGUCGGGAGGUGGAGGGUUUUGUGACUGUGGCGAUGCUGAAGCUUGGAAGAUGGGUCCGUACUGUCAGAACCAUACCCCUGUAGGCAGCAGCAAAGCAACCGAGGAGGAUCCUGUAGCCCAGCUGCAUCCUGAUAUGGUUGCCAGGGGUUAUAGCAUCUUCUCCAUCAUCCUGAAGUACGCUGUUGACAUGCUGACCUGGGAUCAGGAGAACCAGCUGCCCGCAGGACUAGAGCCAUUGGAGAAAGCAGACAGCUACUAUUGCAUGCUGUUCAACGAUGAAGUCCACACGUAUGAACAGGUGAUCUACACGCUACAGAAAGCUGUCAACUGCAGCCAGAAGGAAGCCGUCGCCUUUGCCACCACUGUGGACAGAGACGGCAGGAAGUGUGUUCGAUAUGGAGAUUUUCAGUUCUGCGACCAGGCCAAGUCCGUCAUCGUGAGGAACACCAGCCGCCAGUCGAAGCCCCUUCGGGUUCAUGUGAUGCACUCGUCUGUUGUGGCUCACCAGUGUUUUGCUCUAAAAGCUCUCAGCUGGUUGGGACAGAUCAUUCAGUACUCUGAUGGGCUGAGGAGGAUCCUGUGCCAGGUGUGCUUGCAGAGAAUUCCAGGAAGAGAAGAUUCCUCGCUGGUUGACUGUUUGAUGCUGAACGACUCCAAGAUGUGGAAAGGAGCGAGGAACACGUACCACCAGCUGCUCAUGAACAGCCUCCUCAUGGACCUCAAGUACAAGAAGAUCUUUGCCAUCCAGUUUGCCAAGAACUAUAGACGCCUGCAGACAGAUUAUAUGGAGGAUGACCAUGAUCGAUUGGUGUCUGUGACAUCACUGUCUGUUCAGCUCUUCACUGUCCCGACCAUGGCCCGGAUGCUAAUGGUGGAGGAGAACCUGAUGACCACUAUUAUCAGAACCUUUGUGGAUCACCUUCGUCACAGAGACCCUCAAGGACGCUUCCAAUUUGACCGCUACACGGCCCAGCAGGCCUUCAAGUUUGGACGGGUCCAGAGCCUCAUUGGAGACCUCAAGUAUGUCCUGAUAAGUCCCCCUCCUGAAUGGAGUGACCAGCUCAGAAACAAGUUUCUCGAAGGUUUUGAUGCUUUUCUGGAUCUUCUGAAGUGCAUGCAGGGUAUGGACCCUGUUAUGAGACAGGUGGGACAGCACAUUGAGAUGGAGCCCGAAUGGGAGGCAGCAUUCACGCUUCAGAUGAAACUGACACACAUCAUCUACAUGAUCCAGGAGUGGUGCUCCACUGAUGAGCUUGUGUUGAUCCAGGCUUAUAAGAAGUGUCUGAGCGCACUAAGUCAUUGCCUGGGUGGCCUGCCUGAUGGUGACCAGCCAAUCAGCUUGAGUCUGGCUGGACAUUCUGUGGACACGUUCAGGUACCAGGUGUCUCAGGAAAAAGUCUCCAUACACCUGCCUGUCUGUAGGCUGCUGGCAGGACUCCAUGUUCUCCUUAGCAGAACAGAGGUGGCAUCUCGGGUCCCUGAGCAGCUGCCACUGAGUGAGCUCUGCCCUCACCUCCUGAUUGAACUCCCCCUGCGCUGCCUGGUGCUCUGUGCCCAGGUUCAUGCUGGGAUGUGGAGAAGGAACGGAUUCUCAUUGAUCAAUCAGAUCUAUUAUUAUCACAACGUCAAGUGCAGAGUGGAAAUGUUUGACAAAGAUAUUGUCAUGCUGCAGGCGGGUGCUUCCAUGAUGGAUCCAAACCACUUCUUGAUGAUCGUUUUGAGCAGAUUUGAACUUUUUCACAUUUUUAGCUCUACUGACAUCAGGAAGAGAUACAGAGAGGCCAAUAAGGACCUGGUCCAGCAGAACACGCUGAUUGAGGAGAUGCUUCACCUCAUCAUCAUGAUUGUUGGUGAGCGAUAUGUGGUGGGCGUUGGCCAGGUUGAACCUUUAGAUGAAGUCAGAAGAGAAAUCAUUCAUCAGCUUUCAAUCAGACCAAUGGCUCACAGUGAGCUGGUGAAGGCUUUACCAGAAAAUGGAAAUAAGGAGACGGGUCUGGAGCGAGUCAUCGACAGUGUGGCUUCAUUCAAGAAACCAGGUGUGACUGGUAGGGGUCUGUAUGAGCUUCGUCCUGAGUGGAACAAGCACUUCAACCUUUACUACCACCAUUAUAGUAGAGCUGACCAGUCCAAGGCUGAGGAAGCUCAGAGGAAGUUAAGAAGACAAAACGGAGAGGAUACAGCCCUGCCACCCCCACUCCCUCCACCUCUGUGUCCACUUUUUGCCAGCCUGGUGAACCUGCUGCAGUGUGACGUGCUGCUUGCUGUACAGGGUGCUGUGUUGCAGUGGGCCGUGGAGCCGAGUGGCGGCAGCUGGACUGAGUCGAUGCUGCAGAGGGUCCUCCACCUGGUGGGCAUGGCUCUACUGGAGGAGCAGCAUCAACUGGAGAACAGCAGUACAGAUGAUGACGUCACAUUCAACUACGCCUCCAGAAUCACACGUCCAGGUGAAGCUCCCAGUACCUCAGGAAGUGUUCUGGCUCUGUUGGAGAGUCUCCAGAACACUCCUCACCUGGAGGCACACAAAGACAUGAUCACCUGGAUUCUGAAGAUGGUGGGAAGCAUCAAAACAAUCAGAGAACGGACUUCAUCCACAUCCAGCAUCACCAUCAGCCUGGGACAAGGACUGGGGGAGACAGUUAGGGACAAAGACAAGGCGGAGAGGAAGAGGAAAGCAGAGAUGGCUCGGCUCCGCAGGGAAAAGAUCAUGGCUCAGAUGUCUGAGAUGCAGAAACACUUCAUCAGCGAAAACAAGGAGCUGUUUCAGCAAAGCAUGGAGGAGCUGGAGGCUUCGUCGUCCGCAGCUGAGUACAGUUCCCAUAGUUCAGAGCUCACCUGUACCUCUCAGGUGUGUGUCGGACCCUGGAGGAUGGGCAGAAGUGAGCGGCGUCAGCUGGUUGUUUGCAUUUUGUGUCAAGAGGAACAGGACGUUAGAGGUCACGGCCGAGCGAUGGUUCUAGCGGCGUUCAUUCAGAGAUCGACUGUUUUGUCUAAAAAUCGCAGUAGAAAUCUGCCUGUCCCAGAGCAUUACAAUCCUCUGUUCAUGCACCCUGACCUGUCCCUGGGCAUCCACACAGCCAGCUGUGGACACAUCAUGCAUGCCACCUGCUGGCAGAGGUACUUUGAGGCGGUGCAGCUAAAAGAGCAGAGACGUCAGCAGCGUCUUCGGGUUCACACCAGCUACGAUGUGGAGAACGGAGAGUUUCUGUGUCCGCUGUGUGAGUGUCUGAGCAACACAGUGAUCCCUCUGCUACCACAUGCCUCUCCACCUGACCACAGUGUUGAACAUCCCAGCCUGGAGGCGUGGUUAAAGACAACCAAUCAGCAGAUAGCAGUGUUGCACUCUGCCCACAGGAAGCAGUCAGAUGGUGCAUCAGGGUGGGUGGAGCCUGUUGCCCCUAAAGGAUUCAAGGUCACCUUCACUCCACAGAGCCCCUUUUCUAAUAGCAUCAGUGAGAUGAUAAACACUUUUAGCAUGUCGGCAUACAAGGUGGGGCUGAAGGUAGACCCCAAUGAGCAGGACCCAAGGGUCCCGGUUCUGAGCUGGUCCACCUGUGCCUACACCAUCCAGAGUAUAGAAAACCUCCUGAUGGAUGAAAAGAAGCCACUGUUUGGAAGUUUACCUUGUCGACAGGAUGACUGUCUGAGCUCCCUGACAAGGUUCAGCGCAGCCUGCUGGACUUCAGCUCCACUGACAACUGUUCACGCUCACUUUAUCAGACUGCUCUCAGUUCUGGUUCCAGACUCUCAGGUAGAAGAUGCUCCAUGCAUCCUCAACGUCGACAUGUUUCAUCUGCUGGUGUACAGUGUGUUGUCCUACAGCUCCCUUCACUGUCUCGAACAAUCAGGACGAAGUUCUGUGGAUUCAGGUCAUCUCCACCUCCUUCAGCUAAUCACUGUGGCUCACCUGGUUCAGAUCCUACUCACCUCCACUACAGAGGACCAGUCUAUGGAUGAGGACACUGAAGUGUCAGAGGAGCAGGAGCUCACCUGUCAGCUCUACAGGUCCCUCAGUCAGCAUCUGGGCAGUGUGCUACCUGAAGUGUCCUCUGGGUGGCAGCUCUGGAGUUGUGUUAAGGCUGCCAUCAUGCCAUUCCUCCGAACUGCUGCCCUCUUCUUCCACUACCUAAACUCUGCAGUGCCCCCUGCUGACCUGAUGGUUGAAGGUCCUGGUCAGUGGGAGGCGCUGUGCAGCUACCUCAGUCUGCCCUCCAACCUGCUGCUGCUGCACCAGGAUCACCACACACUGCUGGAGCCGCUCAUUCACAGGUGGUGCUGUCAUCCAGGUGUGAGGCAGAACCUGCAGGGGGGCGGAGUCAUCGUCAGAUUCCCUAGAGAGUCCAACAGACUAAUUAAUCUCCCAGAAGACUACAGUGUUCUGAUCAACCAGGCGUCCAGCUUCACGUGUCCGCGCUCAGGUGGGGAUAAAUCCCGUGCCCCCACACUGUGCCUGGUAUGUGGCUCCAUGCUGUGCUCUCAGAGUUACUGCUGUCAGAUGGAGGUGGAGGGAGAAGAUGUUGGAGCCUGCACCGCCCAUACCUUCACCUGUGGAGCAGGCAUCGGCCUCUUUCUCAGGGUUAGAGAGAGUCAGGUGCUAUUCGUUGCAGGUAAAACAAAGGGCUGUUUCUAUCCUCCACCUUACCUGGACGACUAUGGAGAGACCGACCAGGGACUCAAACGGGGAAACCCCCUCCACCUGUGUUUGGAGCGUUACAGGAAGAUCGAGCGUCUGUGGCGGCAGCAUGGCAUUGCAGAAGUCAUAGGUCAUGCGCAGGAGGCCAAUCAGACACUUGUUGCUAUUGACUGGCAGCAUCUGUGAUGGUUUUCUAUCCCCGCCCACUAUCAGAGAGACAUUCACUGAUUGGCCCGCUGCUUGCCCCCCACACACAUUUUUCCGUAAACUUCUUAUUUGAACCAAUCAGCUUCUUGCAGUUGCACGCUGAUCUCGGCUCAACCUUCAGGGAUUUUUUUAGGGUGUUUGGCUCCUGACCUUUGACCCCUGUCUUCUCCCCCCUCCCCACCCCCCACCCCCACUUAUUAGACGCAAUAAAAGUGACAUCAUCUGUGCUUACAAGCAGAAAGUUGUGAGUUUUAGGUUUGAGUUGAACCUGCAGAGCAAAGCCCCGCCCACCUGUCAGGUGACCCGAGUACACUCGGAGCGCUCUAACAGGUGUUGGUUUUACUUGUUAUGAUUUUAGCUGUGAAUGUUAAUCAGCCAAUCAGCUGCCAGAACCAUCAGAAACCAGCAGUUCCACUAUUGGUUUCAAUCUGACAGCUGAUUGAUGGUGGUCUCCAUGGCAACCAAGUGAAAGGCAUCCUGUGAAACCACCAGCCUAAAGGGGUGGAGCUUCUGGAAACAUAUCAGGUGUUGGACAGGUGUGUUUGUGUUUUUAUUUGUUGCUCAGCUGAUCUUGUUUAUAUGUGAGUUCUUCUAUAAAUGAGUUAAUAUUGUGUAAGAAGCAGAAACCAAUAAAACGUCAUUGAAGAA